Colletotrichum scovillei is the source of this 1504-nucleotide messenger RNA. RefSeq lists its product as uncharacterized. The record is from RefSeq and is a predicted model, not a curated record. Lineage: Eukaryota; Fungi; Ascomycota; Sordariomycetes; Glomerellales; Glomerellaceae. The coding region runs from base 273 to 1259 and encodes 328 amino acids. Gene Ontology annotation, molecular function: nucleic acid binding. The transcript is spliced from 4 exons.
AUGCUCGUCAGGGUCUUUGCAAGGUACUUCAUCCAUUCUUCCACUUGUCUUUGCCCGCCUUCUCGAAUCAAAGUGUCUUUUUUACAGCCACGAACCUAUCGGCGACCAAAGCAAUCUACCUUAGGUAGUCCUUUUCUCACUCCUUUCUCAACCCUUCACCCUUUCCGCCUUCGAUCUCGCAGACACCCCUACGUUUUCGACAGUUGCGACUAGCACACUUAACCUCAUUCCAUCCCUCCGACCGAAACUCUUUGCCCAGGAGAUCAAUCAACAUGGCGAAGGUAGCAACCGACUUUGAGAAGAUCAUCCAACAAGGACGAGAGAGGAAGAAGAACGAGGCGCUGGCACAGAAGAUCUUCUCCAAGGAUAGGCGGCAGAGCGCGCCUUCAAAGCUCAAGCCCGGUGCGGGGCCGUCGCUGGCUAGCCGAGUCGGCAUCACCAAGAAGCCGCGCACCGCAUCCCUUGGUCCCAAGGCCCUUCCCGCUGGCAACAUCGAUGGCGACUGGACACAUGACCUCCACGGAACGGUGAAUGGCGGCGGUAACGGCGGCAGAGGACGAAACAACAACGGCAAUAGCGCCGGCGCAGGCGGCCUCGCGUCGCGCAUCUCUGCGCCGGGGGGAGGAGGAGGAAGGUCCGCGCCCACCGCGGCGUCGAUGGGCAACGGCAAUAACAACAGCAGACGACGCGCCGAGCAGAAGGCGGCGAGAGUCGCUGCCGCGAUGGAGCGCUCGGGCGCCAUGGCCGACGUUCAGAUGACCUCCGUCGCGAACGUGGUGUCCACGGGACCGGUGAUCAAGCAGGGCCUCUCUAUCAGAGGGCUGGCGGGGCCGUUUGCGGUGAUGGCGCAGAACUUUGCGCCGGGGACGACGGCGGCGGACAUCGAGAGCGCGAUGACGCCCGUAGGCGGGGAGAUGCUGGAUUGUCGGAUCAUCAAGACGACGCCUCUGAUUCUGGCGGAGAUGGUCUUUGCGACGAAGGAGGGCGGUGAUGCGGUUAUUUCCACAUUCAACAACCAAACGGCCGAUGGACGCAUCAUCAAGGUCUACCCCAAGCCCGGCGGCUACAAGGAGCCCACUACCCGCCCCGCGAACGGCCGUUCGACAUCCAGCAACUUUGUCGACGGCAUGAACGGAUUUCCCGAGGCCACGCAGGAGGACAACGGCGGCUUGUACAGCGACGACCUCGUUCGCAAGGCCGGCAACAACAACAAUAACGCCCGUAGAGGACGCAACUUCAACCGUGGCGGCAGACGAUGAAGGGAGGGGCGAGAUGACACGAUGAGAAACAUUUCCGGUCGGUGCUAGACGGCAAAUUAUGGGCACAACACUAAAAAAAGAAGACGUCGUAUCCAUAGGGGUUUCUACUUGGGCGUUACAUUUUUCGAGAGCGGGCUUGGGAAAGGGUCGGAAAUACCUAGGCGACUCCAUGGGUAUGUUGAUUCUGCUCGUAAAGGGGGGCGAGAAUUUACAAAUCGGGGGUGGAUCUCUUCGCAAGGAAGGGG